Molecule: messenger RNA, 706 nt
Organism: Sorghum bicolor (sorghum)
Lineage: Eukaryota; Viridiplantae; Streptophyta; Magnoliopsida; Poales; Poaceae
Exons: 2
Coding region: 71-409 (112 amino acids)
Source: RefSeq, a predicted model, not a curated record
GCCUCUCUCCUGUCUCCUCUCCUCGUCGAGCGAUGGUGGCUGGUGGGGUGGUCCAUCAGUAAAGGCCGGAAUGGCAAACCACCAGGAGAAGCCCACCACGCCCCCGCCGCCGGAGGGCGGCGUCGCUCGCCCCCGCUUGCCCAGCGGCGGCAGCGCGCACGUGGGCGGCGCGGGGUACCCGAACCCGCCAGAUGCCGCGAUCCCCGAAGCGGCGACUCUUCGGGACCAGUGGCGGUUCGCCGUGCGGCAGUACAGCCGCUGGUACUCCCACGCCUGGGGCACCGCCAUCCUCGCCGGCGCUGCCUUCUUCGCGCUCGGAUGGCUUGUCAAGGGGUCGAACCCGCUCCCGUCCCGGGCCGAGCCGCAACACGACGCCAACGGCAAAUCCGUCGCUGAGGAGGAGAAUUGACUGGUACCUUGCAGUUGGUACCCUUCUGCUCGUGCGAAGUUCACACUGGACUGUCAAUGGUGAACAGGACUGAAGACAAAACAGAGACUUUGUGUGGCAUGGAGCUGUGAACCUGCUUUCUUUCUCUAGACGCAAUCAAUACUUGCUUUUUGUUUCUCCCCUGUUGUAUAUUUGCGAAAUAAGGGUCCCUUGCUUGUUGCAAGGGAGGCUCUUGAAGGUCUUGUAAUGUACAAAUGAAAUGCUGCCGAAUUCAUCGUGAAAGAGUUAUGUAUUAUCGUUCCAUUGUACAUUGGUUUA